Molecule: messenger RNA, 1939 nt
Organism: Trichogramma pretiosum
Lineage: Eukaryota; Metazoa; Arthropoda; Insecta; Hymenoptera; Trichogrammatidae
Product: tyrosine-protein kinase Drl-like
Exons: 9
Coding region: 1-1770 (589 amino acids)
Biological process (GO): multicellular organism development; cell surface receptor protein tyrosine kinase signaling pathway; positive regulation of kinase activity
Cellular component (GO): signaling receptor complex
Molecular function (GO): ATP binding; protein tyrosine kinase activity
Source: RefSeq, a predicted model, not a curated record
AUGGCAUCAGCAAGUUGUUCGUCGCUCGGCAAACUCGCGCUGCUGCUGCUGCUCUGGCUGCAGUCGGUGGGCUACGGCAAUGCCUACCUCAACAUCUUCAUCAGCCAGAGCCAAGUCAAGAAACUACUCGGAUUGGACGCUGAGCUGUAUUACGUGAGGGACGGCAUCAUCAACACGUACGCGAUGAAUUUCGUCGUGCCCGUGGCAGCGGUGAUCGACGAUCUCGAAUUCACUUGGCAGAGCCUCGUGGGCCAGCCGCUGGCGUACUCGAUGAAGCUGGACUACGACUCGCGCGGAGGCGGCUACCGCGGCAGCGGCAUAAUGGCCCUGCUGCCGCCCAAGGUGAACGUGUCGUCGCACGGCUACGUGCCCACCAGUCCCCAGGUCUUCGCCAUCAGGCUGCCCUGCUCGGGGAUCGCGAGCGCCGAGAUCAAGCUCGCGCUCAAGAUCAACGUCAGCGCGCCGGCCGAGUCGAGGUACGACGACACGAGGCUCGUCUUCAAGCGCAACAAGAUCUGCAUGCAAGGAAUACGUACGCAAUCGAAGAACGACUCGGUAACAUUACAAGCGGGACCGCUGGCCAACAACAACGGAGCCUUCUACAUAGCCGCGAGCUGCGCCUGUGCCCUCAUACUCGUCGUGGUCGGCGUUGCCAGCGUCAUUUACAUACGCAACAGCAAAGCUCGCUCGCAGCUACCCAGGAAAAAUCUCAACUACUGCAGCUACUCGGCCACGGGCACGGGUGCGCUCACCGGCAGCUCGAUACUCGUCAAAGUGGACAAUCGACCGGGCAGCGCUAAUUCGGGCAGUUACGCGACGAUAGCCGACCUCGAGCCGCUCUACGCCAGGCCCUGCGGUUCCAGAGCCAGCUACUACGCAGCCAGCCACGUUACCCACUUGAGUCAGUCGACUGAUCCAUGCGAAAAAGCUCGAGCCGUGGCGGUUGCCAGGUCCGCGCUCAAGUGUCGAAGCGUCAUACAAGAGGGUACUUUCGGUCGAGUUUAUCGAGGCACUUUGAACCACGGAGGAAGAGACCAGGAGGUCAUCAUCAAGACGGUCACAGACGCAGCCUCGGCCUAUCAGGCCUCGCUGCUCGUCUCGGAGGGCUCGCAGCUGGCCGGCCUGAUACACGGCAACAUCACGACCCUGGCGGCGGCCUGCCUCGACGGCGCCGGCAAUCCGCUGCUGGCCUACUGCUGCACGCUCAACGAUCUCAAUCUCAAGUCCUACCUUACCGGCGGCGGGCAUCAUCCGGUCACGAGGGAUCUCGUCAACGUCGCCGUGCAGAUAGCGCGAGCUGGCGCUUUCCUCCACGGCCGCGGUAUACUCCACAGAGACAUAGCGGCGAGGAAUUGUUUGGUAGACACGAGCACGCUGCGAGCGAGAUUGGCCGACGCGGCUCUCUCGCGCGAUCUCUUCGCUCAGGAUUAUCACUGCCUGGGCGACAACGAGAACAGGCCGAUCGGCUGGAUGGCGCUGGAGACGCUUCAGCACGGACAGUACAGCACUGCCAGCGAUUCGUGGUCAUUUGGAGUCUUUCUCUGGGAAUUGGCGACGAUGGGUCAGCAGCCCUACGCCGAGGUCGACCCGUUCGAGCUCACGGCGUUUCUGCGGGACGGCUAUCGACUGUCCCAGCCUAGGCCCUGCCCCGACGAGCUGUUCGCCCUCAUGGCCGUCUGCUGGCUGGGCCCGAGUCGAGAUCGGCCGACCAUGCCCCAGCUGCUGGCCUACCUGCAGGAGUUCUACGACGCGCUCGGUGGCUUCAUUUAAAUGUGAAAUUCGGGACGCGACCCUCAUAGGAUAAUGAUAAAUGUGAAAAGGCGAGAGCGAGACUUUUUUGGAAUAAACGAAUUUAGGAUAAAGUAAUAAUCGUCAACUGAUGUUAACGCGACACGAAUGUUAACUGCUGAUUCCACGUAUACUUACGCUGAGAUUGUAG